Messenger RNA from Caenorhabditis angaria, 342 nucleotides. The record is from the annotation of a GenBank genome assembly. Lineage: Eukaryota; Metazoa; Nematoda; Chromadorea; Rhabditida; Rhabditidae.
AUGGUGCAUUACGACCUAAACCAAGAGAACAUCGGCACAACUGAACCAGAGGUCACAAGAAGACCAGGUGUUCAAACUGAACCAGAGGUCACAAGAAGACCAGGCGUUCAAACUGAACCAGAGGUCACAAGAAGACCAGGUGUUCAAACUGAACCAGAGGUCACAAGAAGACCAGGAGUUCAAAAAACAACCAGAGGUCUAAAAGACCAAGUGUUGACAAAACUAGAGGCACAAGAGGCCAAUAAAGUUUUGAAGAAAGCCAAAGGCUCUGGAAGCCAACGGCAAAUAGAUCUCGGAGUUGUGCCGACGAAAAAAGACCCGUUUGAGAGUCAGAAGCCGUGA